UCAAGCGUCGCGAUCGGCGCCGAUCGCCAACGCAACCCACACCGAUCGCGACGCUUGAGCGUCGCGAUCGGCGCUGAUCGCCAGCGCUGAAGCGUCGCGAUCGGUUGAUUUGUUUGGGAUGUCGUUGUUACUGGAACACCCAUUCAGGAGGAUCAAUUUGAUUUGUUUUCUUUGAUGUCGUUGUUGCGGUUACAGCAGAGUUAUUUGGAAAGCUUGGAAGAGCUUUCUCAUCUACAGGUACUAAUGGAAACCAUUUCUUUGCGAAGAACAAAAGACAAUGGACUGAUUGUGCCACUUAAAACAAUAGAGAACUAUUAUGUGGAAUUUUCUAAAGAAGAACUUCAAUUGUACAACAUAAUGGAAGAGAAAGCUAAGCAUGUUUUCCAGGAUUAUGUUGAUUCUGAGUGUGAUCUAUCCAAGCUUGAAGCUGUUAUAAUUACACUCCUACAACUUCGCCAGUUAUGUAUUGAUUUGGGUUUGUGCGCUUCAAAUAUCAAGUCAAAACUUCUUGAUGAAAAUAUUGAAGUUGCUUAG
Quercus lobata is the source of this 534-nucleotide messenger RNA. Its product is annotated as putative SWI/SNF-related matrix-associated actin-dependent regulator of chromatin subfamily A member 3-like 1. The record is from RefSeq and is a predicted model, not a curated record. Gene Ontology annotation, biological process: DNA repair. Gene Ontology annotation, molecular function: ATP-dependent activity, acting on DNA. Lineage: Eukaryota; Viridiplantae; Streptophyta; Magnoliopsida; Fagales; Fagaceae. Bases 175 to 534 code for a protein of 119 amino acids. Gene Ontology annotation, cellular component: nucleus. The transcript is spliced from 3 exons.